CAUAUACGGACCGAGGUCAGAUUAUCAAGGAAAAGAUUAUCACGGCAAAGUGGUUUAAACACCAUGCCAGUUUUUCUUCAGGUCUGAUAGUAGUGACCUGCACGUUUAUCACGCGAACGGGCGUCGCCCCAGCUUAAUUUCACAUUUUCUCUCAUUUCACCCCUGCAUCACGAUGUGCGGCAUUUUAGGCCUGCUGCUUCAUGAUCCAUCGGUGGACGCAGCACCAGACAUAUGUGAAGGUCUCUCUUUGCUCCAGCAUAGGGGACAGGAUGCGUGUGGCAUCGUGACUUGUGGUCCAAAAGGCAGAUUUUUCCAAUGCAAAGCCAACGGUAUGGUUCGCGAUGUCUUUGACGAGAAGGCCAUUUCCAAACUGAUUGGAGGAAUGGGUGUUGGCCAUGUUCGUUAUCCAACAGCUGGAAGUUCGAACCACGCUGAAGCUCAACCGUUCUACGUUAACUCACCCUAUGGUAUUGUAUUUGCGCAUAAUGGGAACCUCAUAGAUGGCCCUUCACUCCUGCAAUAUAUGGACGCCACCGCACAUAGACAUAUAAAUACUUCGUCUGAUUCCGAACUCCUACUCAACCUUUUUGCCAACAAUCUCCAGCAGACUGGCAAAUUUCGCAUAAACGAAGAUGACAUCUUCAAUGCCAUUGGAGGCCUUAUGAAGCAGUGCACAGGAGCAUAUGCAUGUGUUGCAAUGCUCGCUGGCUUCGGGAUCAUUGCGUUCAGAGAUCCGAAUGGCAUACGACCCCUCGGGGUGGCUUCCAGACGUAACAACUCUGGGAAAGACUACCUUUUUGCAAGCGAGAGCAUUGUUGCUGAUGCUCUGGGCUUUAGCGAAUGGGAGGAUGUGAAACCUGGUGAAGCAGUGAUCAUCACUCGGUCAGGGGUUUCAAGGAAACGUGUAGCAGAGCAUGCGAUCUUUGCACCAGAUAUAUUCGAAUUUGUCUACUUCGCUCGCCCCGAUUCAGUCCUUGACGGCAUUAGUGUCUACCGCAGUCGAAUGGCCAUGGGCGAUGCGCUUGCUGUUGAAGUUGACAAGGUUUUGAAGGAACGCGGCAUCACAGUGGAUGUUGUCAUUCCCGUUCCUGACACAUCUCGUGUUGCAGCUUUGAAUCUUGCUCAGAAGCUCAAUUUGCCCUACCGAGAAGGCUUUAUCAAGAAUCGCUAUGUUGGUAGGACAUUCAUUAUGCCAGGUCAGCAAAUGAGACGAAAAAAUGUCAGACGGAAACUGAACGCCAUGGCCUUGGAGUUUUCUGGGAAGAAUGUCCUCCUCGUUGACGAUUCCAUUGUUCGUGGCACCACCUCAAAAGAAAUUAUUCAGAUGGCGAAGGAUGUUGGCGCAAAAAAGGUCAUCGUCGCGAGCUGUGCUCCACCCAUAAGGUACUCUAAUGUCUAUGGUAUUGAUAUGCCUUCAAGGACGGAACUUGUUGCAUACGGACGCACCACCCAGGAGAUAGCUGAGGCCAUCGGUGCAGACCUUGUCGUGUUCCAGACUCUUCCUAAUCUCGUCGCGUCUGUGCGACAAUUCAACCCGUCCAUUCCAACUUUCGAUUGCUCCGUAUUCACAGGGGAAUAUGUUACUGGUGGUGUCACUGAGGAGUAUUUGCAUCAACUGGAAUUGCUACGUGCAGACAAUGUCAAAAAGAAGUCGGCCGCAAACUCAUGGGAAGGCAAAGGUGAGGGCAGUGUGGUCAACGGAUUCCACGAUCGAGAGACCAUGGUGGCGUCUAGCGGUCCAAUCAACCGUGCGGAUGACACAGUUGGAUUGCACAACACGUGGAAUGUCAGCUGACAUCCAGUUGCUUUCUUGUGCGUGUAGUAGAGCCUCUAUCAUUAUCCCCUGUCCUAUAAUUUCGCCACUGAGAAGAGUCACUCACUAAGUAUCACUAAAGUAUAGAGUGUUAGAGGGAUAUGUAUCUAGUUCAUGCUAAUCGAAUAUAUAUGGCAAUGGAAA
Molecule: messenger RNA, 1957 nt
Organism: Suillus discolor
Lineage: Eukaryota; Fungi; Basidiomycota; Agaricomycetes; Boletales; Suillaceae
Product: phosphoribosyltransferase-like protein
Exons: 9
Coding region: 173-1795 (540 amino acids)
Biological process (GO): purine nucleobase biosynthetic process; purine nucleotide biosynthetic process
Cellular component (GO): cytoplasm
Molecular function (GO): amidophosphoribosyltransferase activity
Source: RefSeq, a predicted model, not a curated record